This is a messenger RNA of Hansenula ciferrii, 1143 nucleotides long. RefSeq names its product U2-type spliceosomal complex subunit CWC25 (gene CWC25). NCBI's taxonomy places the organism in Eukaryota, Fungi, Ascomycota, Saccharomycetes, Phaffomycetales, Wickerhamomycetaceae. Gene Ontology annotation, cellular component: U2-type spliceosomal complex. The record is from RefSeq and is a predicted model, not a curated record. The transcript has a single exon. Gene Ontology annotation, biological process: mRNA splicing, via spliceosome. The coding region runs from base 1 to 1143 and encodes 380 amino acids.
AUGGCACCUGGUGAUCUAAACUUGAAAAAAUCCUGGCAUCCAGGGUUGAUGAAAAAUCAACAAAAAGUUUGGGAAUUAGAACAAGAAGCAUUACAAGAACGUAAAAAAAUUCAAGAGCGUCAAUUAGAAAUUGCCAAAGAGAAAGAAUUAAAUGAAUUAAAAGCUUUACAACGUGCUAAGAAUGGUGAUUCUAGUGUUCAAAAUCGUAUGGACUGGAUGUAUGAUAAUUCAGGAGUUGGUGAUGGUGGGAAAUUAAUCACAAGUGAAGCUGAAGAAUAUUUAUUAGGUAAAAAAAGAGUUGAUUCAUUAAUUAUUAAUAAUGAGCCAAAAGAAGUUAAAAAAUCUGGAUUUGAUAAGUUUGAAGAUAGUUUCAAAACUAAUGAAAGAGAUGAAUUAAAUAAAUCAAGAGAAGAUCCUAUGGCAAAGAUAAAAGCUCAACAAAUUAAGAAAUAUCAAGAAUUACAAGAGAAGAAAAGAUUAGAAGAGAAAUUAGCAUCGUCUUCAUCAAAAUCAGGCUCUCAUAGCUCACAUAGCUCAAGACAUAGGUCAUCUAGAGAUGAUGAUUCAGAAAGAAGACACAGAAGACAUGAGGAUGGUAUAAAUAGAUCAUCCAGAUAUGAUGAUGAAGAUAAGAAACAUAGAAGACACGGAGAUGAAGAUAGAAGGCAUAAAAGACAUUAUGAUGAUGACAAACUUAGAUCAAGAAGUUUAAGAGAUGACAAAGAAAGAAGAGACAGACACAAAGAUGAAACUGGUAGGGAAAAUAGUGAUAGACAUAGAAGUGAUAGACAUAGAUCAAGUCAUCGCUAUCGUGAUGAAGAAGAACGUGAAAGAAAUGAUAAACACAGAUCAUCUAGAGAUCAAAGAGAUAAAGAUAGAGAACAUCAUUCAUCUUCUUAUAGAUCACACGAUGAUAAAAGAGAAGUCAAGAGUUAUAGAGAUGAUUAUCGUGAACGUGAUCAAGUCACUAGAGCAGAGCCAAAUGAUCCAGCAAAAGAAAGGGAAUCAAGAUUACGUCAAAUGCUAAUUGAAUCAAAAGGUAAACAUGAUAGAAACAACGAAACACCAUUGUUAUCAAGAGAAGAAGAACUAAGGAAUAAGUUCUUAGCUUCAAAAGCUGCUUCGUCUUCAUCAUCAAAAUAA